AUGGAGAACUCUUUCGCCAAGACGCCGGCUGAAUGCUUGGCUUACUUUGGAGUGAGCGAGACCACUGGUCUGACCAUUGACCAGUUCAAGAAGAACCUGGAGAAGUAUGGCCACAAUGAGCUGCCCGCUGAGGAGGGUAAGAGCAUCUGGGAGCUGAUCGUGGAGCAGUUCGAGGACUUGCUGGUCAGAAUCCUGUUGCUGGCUGCCUGCAUCUCCUUUGUUCUUGCCUGGUUUGAGGAGGGCGAGGAGACCGUCACCGCUUUUGUUGAACCCCUUGUCAUCCUUCUUAUCCUCAUCGCCAACGCCAUUGUUGGAGUGUGGCAGGAGCGUAACGCUGAGAGCGCCAUUGAGGCUCUGAAGGAGUAUGAGCCUGAGAUGGGCAAAGUCUACCGCGCUGACAGGAAGAGUGUGCAGAUGAUCAAGGCCAGAGAGAUCGUGCCUGGAGACAUCGUGGAGGUGUCCGUCGGUGACAAAGUCCCCGCUGACAUCAGACUGGUUUCCAUCAAGUCCACCACCCUGCGUGUCGACCAGUCCAUCCUGACCGGUGAAUCCGUCAGUGUGAUCAAACACACCGAGGUUGUCCCCGACCUCAGAGCUGUGAACCAGGACAAGAAGAACAUGCUUUUCUCUGGCACCAACAUCGCCGCUGGCAAAGCCAUUGGUGUUGCCGUCGCCACCGGAGUCUCCACUGAGAUCGGUAAGAUCCGUGACCAGAUGGCGGCCACUGAGCAGGAGAAGACCCCUCUGCAGCAGCUGUUGGACGACUUCGGCGAGCAGCUGUCCAAGGUGAUCUCUCUGAUCUGCGUGGCUGUGUGGGCCAUCAACAUCGGACACUUCAACGACCCCGUGCACGGCGGCUCCUGGAUCCGCGGCGCUGUCUACUACUUCAAGAUCGCUGUAGCUCUGGCUGUGGCCGCCAUCCCUGAGGGUCUGCCCGCCGUCAUCACCACCUGCCUGGCUCUCGGUACCCGCCGUAUGGCCAAGAAGAACGCCAUUGUCAGAAGCCUGCCCUCCGUGGAGACCCUGGGCUGCACCUCCGUCAUCUGCUCCGACAAGACCGGCACUCUGACCACCAACCAGAUGUGUGUGACCAAGAUGUUCGUCGUGAAGAACGUGGACGGCGACAACGUUAACCUCGACGCCUUCGACAUCUCUGGCUCCAAGUACACCCCCGAGGGAGAGGUGUCCCAGGGAGGCAGCAAGACCAACUGCAGCUCCUACGACGGCCUUGUGGAGCUGGCCACCAUCUGCGCUCUGUGCAACGACUCCUCUCUGGAUUACAACGAGUCCAAGAAGAUCUAUGAGAAGGUCGGAGAGGCCACUGAGACCGCUCUGUGCUGCCUGGUGGAGAAGAUGAACGUCUUCAACUCCAACGUGAAGAACCUGUCCAAGAUCGAGAGAGCCAACGCCUGCUGCACUGUGAUCAAGCAGCUCAUGAAGAAGAACUUCACCCUGGAGUUCUCCCGCGACAGGAAGUCCAUGUCUGCUUACUGCACCCCCGUCAAGGGAGACGGUGGCGCCAAGAUGUUUGUGAAGGGAGCCCCAGAGGGUGUGAUUGACAGGUGCAUAUACGUCCGCGUUGGAACCACCCGUGUGCCUCUGACCGACGCCAUCAAGGAGAAGAUCAUGUCCAUCAUCAGAGACUGGGGAACCGGCCGCGACACCCUCCGUUGUCUGGCCCUGGCCACCCGUGACACCCCCAUGAAGCCAGAGGAGAUGAACCUGGAGGACUCCACCAAGUUCGUCAACUACGAGAAUGACCUGACCUUCGUUGGCUGCGUGGGCAUGCUGGAUCCCCCUCGUAAGGAGGUCUCUGGCUCCAUUCAACUGUGCAAAGAAGCUGGUAUCCGUGUCAUCAUGAUCACCGGCGACAACAAGGGAACUGCUAUUGCCAUCUGCCGUCGUAUUGGCAUCUUCACCGAGGAUGAGGACGUUGAAGGAAAGGCCUACACCGGACGCGAGUUUGACGACCUGCCCCUCCACGAGCAGUCCGAGGCCGUGCGCAGAGCCUGCUGCUUCGCCCGUGUGGAGCCCGCCCACAAGUCCAAGAUCGUGGAGUUCCUGCAGGGUCACGAUGACAUCACUGCCAUGACUGGUGAUGGUGUGAACGAUGCCCCAGCCCUGAAGAAGGCUGAGAUUGGCAUCGCCAUGGGCUCUGGCACUGCCGUUGCCAAGUCUGCCUCUGAGAUGGUCCUGGCUGACGACAACUUCUCUUCGAUUGUGGCUGCUGUGGAGGAGGGCAGAGCCAUCUACAACAACAUGAAGCAGUUCAUCCGUUACCUCAUCUCCUCCAACGUGGGUGAGGUCGUCUGUAUCUUCCUGACCGCUGCCCUGGGUCUUCCCGAGGCUCUGAUCCCCGUGCAGCUCCUGUGGGUGAACCUGGUCACUGACGGUCUGCCCGCCACCGCCCUGGGCUUCAACCCCCCCGACCUGGACAUCAUGGGCAAGCCUCCCCGCUCCCCCAAAGAGCCCCUGAUCUCUGGAUGGCUCUUCUUCAGAUACAUGGCUAUUGGCGGAUACGUCGGUGCUGCAACCGUUGGUGGUGCUGCCUGGUGGUUCCUGUACGACACCACUGGCCCCACGAUCACCUACUACCAGCUGUCUCACUUCAUGCAGUGCAGCCCUGACAAUGAGGAGUUUGAGGGAGUUGACUGUGAGGUCUUUGAGGCUUUCCCACCCAUGACCAUGGCCCUGUCCGUGCUGGUCACCAUCGAGAUGUGCAACGCCCUCAACAGCUUGUCUGAGAACCAGUCUCUGCUGCGUAUGCCUCCAUGGAGCAACUUCUGGCUGCUGUCCGCCAUGUCCCUGUCCAUGUCUCUCCACUUCAUGAUCAUCUAUGUUGACCCCAUGCCCAUGAUCUUCAAGCUCACCCACUUGAGCGUUGAGCAGUGUUCGUCGCUCGUAACUACAUCGAGUACUAAAUCACUCCCUGUAACCAAACACAGGUGGAGAAGCGAGAUAAGUUCAUGA
This is a messenger RNA of Knipowitschia caucasica, 2970 nucleotides long. The record is from the annotation of a GenBank genome assembly. NCBI's taxonomy places the organism in Eukaryota, Metazoa, Chordata, Actinopteri, Gobiiformes, Gobiidae.